AUGAAAUCCUAUGUGAAACUUGAUGUACUCACUGCUGCUCCAUCUGUACUCAUUUUGAAAUCCGGUUUAAGAAUUUGUUCUAAUGGUGCUGCUAGGACAAAUAUACCAAUAAUACAAGACUAUGCUUAUUACGAAGUGAAACUACAAAAUUAUGGAGGGUCAUGGGGAAUCGGGUUGUGUACAGUAAAUACUCUAUUGGAUUCUAUUAAGUCGCUUACUAAUGAUUCAUCAUGUUGGAUACUUAGAAACGAUAUGAAAAUAUGGAGUCGUGGUCAUGUGAUUGGUCAGCUGAAACAAUCUGUUGAAGAGGGUGAUGUAAUUGGAGUGAUCUAUGAUAAAGGGGAAUUGAGAUUUACAAUCAAUGGAGAUACUGCUCAUGUGUAUUCAGAUCAAACAGAACAAAUCCCACUAUUUAUUGACAGCACUGGUGAAGUUCUGUAUCCUGUAUUAGGUGUGGAAGAUGGUACAGUGUUGGAUGUGGCUUUUACGGCGAACUCAUUUAAUUACCCACCAUUAUCGGUUGAAGGAUUCGGUGAGAUAAAAUUCCAGAAAGAAGUUACUUUCUAG
This is a messenger RNA of Schistosoma rodhaini, 567 nucleotides long. Lineage: Eukaryota; Metazoa; Platyhelminthes; Trematoda; Strigeidida; Schistosomatidae. The record is from the annotation of a GenBank genome assembly.